UUGUCUAUUCAAUCAAUAAGUUUCCAGUAAAAUUUGAUUUUCUCGCCUUGCCUUUGCCUUUGCCUUUGCCUUUGCCUUGUAUAGUUUUCUUUAUUUUUUUCUUUUUUCUGUAACUACUAAAAAUUCUUCCAUUCAUUAAGAUUCUGGCGUUUCAUGUACAUGCCAUGUUAUUGAUUUUCUUGGUACUCAAAUGGGUUUCUUGAGCACUUUCUUGGGAGUUCUUGGUUUUGGAUUAGGACUUCCUAUUGGACUUUUAGUUGGGUUCUUUCUCUUUGUUUAUUCUAAGCCUGAAGAUGUUAAGGAUCCAGUGGUUAGGCCGCUUUAUGAAUUAGACUCGAGCACCUUGGAAGAUAUGAUGCCUGAGAUUCCAUUUUGGGUGAAAUGCCCUGAUUAUGAACGGGUGGACUGGAUGAACACGUUUCUCUUGCAAAUGUGGCCUUACCUCGAUAAGGCAAUAUGUGCUACAAUAAAAAGCACAGCAGAACCAAUAUUUGCAGAGUACAUUGGAAAAUACAAGGUAGAGGCGAUUGAAUUUGAGUGUUUAACUCUUGGAACUCUUCCUCCUACAGUUCAUGGUAUGAAAGUAUACGAGACUAACGAGAGGGAUUUAGUUAUGGAACCAGCAAUUAAAUGGGCUGGCAAUCCUAAUAUUGUUUUGGUGUUAAAAUUGAUGUCUUUACAAGUCACAGUUCAGUUAGUCGAUUUGCAAAUAUUUGCAGCACCACGGAUAGCUUUGAAGCCACUAGUGCCUACCUUUCCAUGCUUUGCAAACAUUGUGGUAUCCUUGAUGGAGAGGCCACAUGUAGAUUUUGGACUAAAAAUUCUGGGAGGUGAUGUAAUGUCCAUUCCUGGCCUUUACCGAUUUGUUCAGGAGGCCAUCAAAAAACAAGUAGCAAGUCUCUAUCUCUGGCCCCAAUCUCUUGAUAUUCCUGUCCUCGAUGCAUCAACUGUGGCUGUGAAGAAGCCUGUGGGAAUACUGCAUGUGAAGGUUGUGCGAGCCAUAAAACUCUUAAAGGCUGAUUUAUUGGGGACAUCUGACCCUUAUGUAAAACUCAGCCUGACAGGAGAGAAGUUGCCAGCAAAGAAAACCACAAUUAAGAAGAACAAUUUGAACCCCGAGUGGAAUGAGAACUUCAAGCUUGUUGUCAAGGAUCCUCAGUCUCAAGUUCUUGAACUGCAAGUGUUUGAUUGGGAUAAGGUUGGUGGACAUGACAGACUAGGGAUGCAGCUAGUUCCAUUAAAAACCCUGACUCCUUAUGAUACAAAGGAAUUGACUCUUGAUUUACUUAAACACACAAAUAUUAGCGAUCCUCAAGACAAGAAAAGAAGGGGGAAAAUUGUGUUGCAGCUUAGUUUUGUGCCUUUUAAAGCAGACAGUGCCAAAUUCAAUGAUCCUUUGGAUGUUGGAAAUGGCAACAAGUCUUCUGAUGAUGAGAGAUUGAGUGGAGCAGGUUUACUUUCAGUUUUUGUUCAAGGAGCUGAGGAUGUAGAAGGGGAGCAUCAUUGUAAUCCUUAUGCAGUAGUCCUUUUCAGAGGAGAAAGGAAGAAAACAAAGAUGAUAAGAAAAGCUCGUGACCCGCGUUGGAAUGAAGAAUUCCAAUUUACACUUGAUCAGCCUCCUUUACAUGAGAAGAUCCGUAUCGAUGUUAUGAGUAAACGAACAAGAUUGAGUUUUCGAUCAAAGGAACAAUUAGGACAUGUUGAAAUUAAUCUUGCUGAUGUUGUGCAUAAUGGACGUAUCAACGAGAAAUACCAUCUAAUCGAUUCGAAGAAUGGUAUGAUACAUGUCGAGACACGGUGGGAUACAGUUUGAGAAAUGGUGUGAUAAGAUGUUCUUGUGAUUACUUGUUCAUAGCUAUUUAAUUUAUACUACAGGAGUUUAACUGUAUCUCAUUUACAGGAGAAUGGAAAUGAUAUUGCAUUGCAUUUUUUCCUUUUUUCAUUCUUUUGAAAUGGUUAUGUUGAUGAUACUGCAUUUGUACCGAGUACACUUCAAAAAUGUAACUCUUCUACUAAAAUUUAUAAUGACUGUUUGAUGAACA
Jatropha curcas is the source of this 2042-nucleotide messenger RNA. RefSeq names its product Calcium-dependent lipid-binding (CaLB domain) family protein (gene SYTC). NCBI's taxonomy places the organism in Eukaryota, Viridiplantae, Streptophyta, Magnoliopsida, Malpighiales, Euphorbiaceae. Gene Ontology annotation, cellular component: endoplasmic reticulum. Gene Ontology annotation, molecular function: lipid binding. The record is from RefSeq and is a predicted model, not a curated record.